Messenger RNA from Beta vulgaris subsp. vulgaris (sugar beet), 1827 nucleotides. RefSeq lists its product as uncharacterized. NCBI's taxonomy places the organism in Eukaryota, Viridiplantae, Streptophyta, Magnoliopsida, Caryophyllales, Amaranthaceae. The transcript has 10 exons. Gene Ontology annotation, cellular component: TRC complex; membrane. Gene Ontology annotation, biological process: post-translational protein targeting to endoplasmic reticulum membrane. The coding region runs from base 170 to 1657 and encodes 495 amino acids. The record is from RefSeq and is a predicted model, not a curated record. Gene Ontology annotation, molecular function: protein binding; molecular adaptor activity.
CGCAUAUAAAUUCAACCAAAAGCUUCUUCAUACCUUCACCAAUAUUAAUAUAGAAUAUAGAAGAUGGAAGAUUGAAGAUUGAACCAAACUAGGUAAAAAUUAAUUAAUUUUCCAAUUGUUUAUCAAAAACUCCCCCUUCUUCAAUCUUCAAUCUUCAGUCUUCCCUGUCAUGGCGAACUUGAAGACUGAUAGUACCGUUUCGCGCCGUAUUGUCCGCGCUUUCUUGGACUUUAUUAAUUCUGUUGAACCUGCCCCUGGUGUUGAUUCUGAAGGUCUCGAAGUUGCCAAAGAUUGCUUAACAGAAGUCUUCAGACCUCAUCAACUGCCUGAGAGCGAGCGACCAGAACCUAAUAUAUUGUUAAAUAUAUUUAGCUCACAGGAAAGUAGUACAGAAAAUGAAGCCAAAACCAGCCAUAGCGAGGAGGCCAAGACUACAUCAUCAGCUCAAAAUCAUGUUAUCAGUGAUGUACCCGGGACAUCAAAAGUUCAGGGUGAUGUUCAAGUGAGAGAAAGCAAUGACACAGGAGUGUCUAAAGAUGAACUCUUUGGGCAAUUUUUUGAUGCAUUAGAGAAAAUUCACUUCUUUAGGACAACACCAAAUGGAGAUGAUGAUCAUGUUUUACUGGAUACUGCAACAUGCCUAUUUCACGAUGCUGUCAAUGAGAUGGAAAGAUCUGGAUGCAAGACAUUUGAUCGAAAAAAUCUGGCUGAUGCGCUCAAAACAUUAGGCAACAAAGCUAUGCAAUCUAAUCUAUACUCGGCUGCUAUUGAACAGUAUACUUGCGCAAUUGCACUAUGCGAAAAUGCAGUGUACUACUGUAACAGGGCAGCUGCUUAUACUCAAAUGCGCCAAUUCAAUGAAGCUAUUAAAGAUUGCCUUAAAUCCAUCGAAAUUGACCCGAACUAUAGCAAGGCAUACAGUCGGUUGGGACUUGCAUACUAUGCUCAGGGAAAGUACGGUGAUGCCAUUAGUAAAGGUUUCAAAAAAGCACUGGAAUUGGAUCCCAAUAAUGAUGCUGUCAAAGAAAAUAUUCGGGUGGCUGAGCAGAAAUUGCAUCAAGAACAAGAGCAAAGACGUCACAAUCAGGAGUCAAGGAACCAGGCUGCUCCACCACCUUUUACGUCCGUAUCAUUUGAUGCUGGUACAUUUCCUGCCAAUUUUGCUAGCAUGUUUGCCAACGUGGCUGGAAAUCCACCAAAUAACCAGAAUGGGCAAGGCAGACCAGCAGAAGAUAAUCAUGAAACACAAAACCCAUUUGUAUCAACUAACUUUAACAGCAUUUUCCCCCCAGAUGUUGCUAGCGUGUUCAUGAAUAUGGCAGGGGGUGCAUUUCAGGGGAAUGAUUCUCAGAGCAGGUCCACUGAACAAAACCGUGAAAAUGGAACGACUCAUUCGUUCUCAAACUUUUCAAAUAUGUUCAUGAAUAUGGCUGGACAUGGAUCUCAGGGACAAAGUCCUCAAGCUCAACCACAAGGAGCUAACAAUGUCGGUGAAGACCCAGGUAUAGGAGUAGGAGGCACAAGCUUCAGUUUCAACUUUAACAAUCAAACACCCGAGGAAUUAAAUAGGACUUUGAGAUCGAUGAUGGGAAUGUUCUCUGGGGAAUCACAAGCAGAUCCACAGAAUAAUGCUGAUGGAAGACCUGCCUCAAGAUAAUUUUUUAGCCCUGUAGUCUUAAUUACUUGUUACAUUUUCUGUGUUGCUAUUGUGGCUAGUACAAAUGGUACAGGUUUUUAGCUAGUAAAGUUUUGAAAACUUGCACAAUUGGUAUGCAUUACCUCUAAUCCUUAAAUAAUUUGUACAUAUAAAAUAUGUUUGUUAUCUGA